AUUGACUUCGAGGUGGUUUUAAAAGUUUCAAGUUGUUCAGCACUUCCUUCUUUUGCUUGUUGGUGGCUAGACCUCUUCAGCAAUGAUUACAUCAGAGUUACCAGUGUUACAGGACUCAACUAAUGAAACUACUGCACAUUCAGAUGCUGGCAGUGAACUGGAAGAAACAGAGAUCAAAGGAAAAAGGAAGAGGGGUCGACCUGGCCGGCCUCCAUCUACAAAUAAGAAACCUCGAAAAUCUCCUGGAGAGAAGAGCAGAAUUGACGCUGGAAUUAGAGGGGCAGGCCGUGGAAGAGCUAAUGGGCACCCGCAGCAGAAUGGGGAAGGGGAACCCGUUACAUUAUUUGAGGUGGUGAAACUGGGGAAAAGUGCAAUGCAGUCUGUGGUGGAUGACUGGAUUGAAUCCUAUAAACAAGACAGGGACAUCGCACUUCUGGAUUUAAUCAACUUUUUUAUCCAGUGUUCAGGAUGUCGAGGUACUGUGAGAAUAGAGAUGUUUCGAAAUAUGCAGAAUGCAGAAAUCAUCAGAAAAAUGACGGAAGAAUUUGAUGAGGAUAGUGGAGAUUAUCCCCUUACCAUGCCUGGACCACAGUGGAAAAAAUUUCGUUCAAACUUUUGUGAAUUUAUUGGAGUCUUGAUUCGACAAUGUCAAUAUAGCAUAAUUUAUGAUGAGUAUAUGAUGGACACAGUAAUUUCUCUUUUAACUGGUUUGUCAGACUCCCAGGUCAGAGCUUUUAGGCAUACAAGUACCCUUGCUGCCAUGAAGCUCAUGACUGCCUUGGUGAAUGUUGCCUUAAACCUCAGUAUUCAUCAGGAUAAUACGCAGAGGCAGUAUGAAGCUGAGAGAAAUAAAAUGAUUGGAAAGAGAGCCAAUGAAAGGUUAGAAUUACUACUUCAGAAACGCAAAGAGCUACAAGAAAAUCAGGAUGAAAUUGAAAAUAUGAUGAACUCUAUUUUUAAGGGUAUAUUUGUUCAUAGAUACCGAGAUGCCAUAGCGGAGAUCAGAGCUAUUUGUAUUGAAGAAAUUGGCGUAUGGAUGAAGAUGUAUAGUGAUGCCUUCCUAAAUGACAGUUACCUAAAGUAUGUUGGCUGGACUCUUCAUGACAGGCAAGGAGAGGUCAGGCUGAAGUGUUUGAAAGCUCUGCAAAGUCUGUAUACCAAUAGAGAAUUAUUCCCCAAAUUGGAGUUAUUUACUAACAGAUUCAAGGACCGUAUUGUAUCAAUGACUCUUGAUAAGGAAUAUGAUGUGGCUGUGGAAGCGAUUAGAUUAGUUACUCUGAUACUUCAUGGAAGUGAAGAAGCUCUUUCCAACGAAGACUGUGAGAACGUUUACCACUUGGUGUAUUCAGCACACCGUCCUGUUGCCGUGGCUGCUGGAGAGUUCCUGCACAAAAAACUGUUCAGUAGACAUGACCCUCAAGCAGAAGAAGCGUUAGCAAAGAGGAGGGGACGGAACAGUCCCAAUGGGAACCUUAUUAGGAUGCUCGUUCUUUUCUUUCUCGAAAGUGAGUUACAUGAACAUGCAGCCUACUUGGUGGACAGUUUAUGGGAAAGCUCUCAAGAACUUUUGAAAGACUGGGAGUGUAUGACAGAGUUGUUAUUAGAAGAACCUGUUCAAGGCGAAGAAGCGAUGUCGGACCGUCAGGAGAGUGCUCUCAUAGAGCUGAUGGUUUGUACGAUUCGUCAGGCCGCUGAGGCACAUCCCCCAGUGGGAAGGGGCACCGGCAAGCGGGUGCUAACUGCCAAGGAGAGGAAAACACAAAUUGAUGAUAGAAACAAAUUGACUGAGCAUUUUAUCAUCACGCUUCCUAUGCUGUUAUCAAAGUAUUCUGCAGAUGCAGAGAAGGUAGCAAACUUGCUACAGAUACCACAGUAUUUUGAUCUAGAAAUCUAUAGCACUGGUAGAAUGGAAAAGCAUCUGGAUGCUUUAUUAAAGCAAAUCAAGUUUGUUGUGGAGAAACAUGUAGAAUCAGAUGUUCUAGAGGCCUGCAGUAAAACCUAUAGCAUCUUAUGCAGUGAAGAAUACACCAUCCAGAACAGAGUUGACAUAGCUCGAAGUCAGCUGAUUGAUGAGUUUGUAGAUCGAUUCAACCAUUCUGUGGAAGACUUAUUGCAAGAGGGAGAAGAAGCUGAUGAUGAUGAUAUUUAUAAUGUUCUUUCCACAUUAAAACGGUUAACUUCUUUUCACAAUGCUCAUGAUCUCACAAAAUGGGAUCUGUUUGGUAAUUGCUACAGAUUAUUAAAGACUGGAAUUGAGCAUGGAGCAAUGCCAGAACAGAUAGUUGUACAGGCGCUGCAGUGUUCCCAUUACUCAAUUCUCUGGCAGUUGGUGAAAAUUACCGAUGGUUCUCCUUCCAAAGAGGAUUUGUUGGUAUUGAGGAAAACCGUGAAAUCCUUUUUGGCUGUUUGCCAACAGUGCCUAUCUAAUGUUAAUACUCCCGUGAAGGAACAGGCAUUCAUGUUGCUCUGUGACCUUCUGAUGAUUUUCAGCCACCAGUUAAUGACAGGUGGCAGAGAGGGCCUUCAGCCUUUGGUUUUUAAUCCAGAUACCGGACUCCAAUCCGAGCUACUCAGUUUUGUGAUGGAUCAUGUUUUCAUUGACCAAGACGAGGAGAACCAGAGCAUGGAGGGUGAUGAAGAAGAUGAAGCUAAUAAAAUUGAGGCCUUACAUAAGAGAAGGAAUCUCCUUGCUGCCUUCAGCAAGCUUAUCAUCUAUGAUAUUGUUGACAUGCAUGCAGCUGCCGACAUCUUCAAACACUACAUGAAGUAUUACAAUGACUAUGGUGAUAUUAUUAAGGAAACAUUGAGUAAAACCAGGCAGAUCGAUAAAAUUCAGUGUGCCAAGACCCUCAUCCUCAGUUUACAGCAGUUGUUUAAUGAACUUGUUCAAGAGCAAGGUCCAAACCUUGAUAGGACAUCUGCCCACGUCAGUGGCAUUAAAGAACUGGCACGUCGAUUUGCCCUUACGUUUGGACUGGACCAGAUCAAGACACGAGAGGCAGUUGCCACGCUUCACAAGGAUGGCAUAGAAUUUGCCUUUAAAUACCAAAAUCAGAAAGGACAAGAAUACCCACCUCCUAACCUGGCUUUCCUUGAAGUAUUAAGUGAAUUUUCUUCUAAACUUCUUCGACAGGACAAGAAGACUGUACACUCCUACCUGGAGAAGUUCCUCACCGAGCAGAUGAUGGAGCGGAGGGAGGACGUGUGGCUCCCACUCAUCUCCUACCGAAACUCCCUGGUCACUGGCGGGGAGGACGACCGGAUGUCUGUCAACAGUGGGAGCAGCAGCAGCAAAACGUCGUCAGUGAGGAACAAGAAAGGACGACCUCCGCUUCACAAAAAGCGAGUGGAAGAUGAGAGCAUGGACAACACAUGGCUAAACAGGACGGACACCACCAUUCAGACCCCAGGCCCCCUGCCGGCGCCACAGCUCACGUCCACGGUGCUGCGGGAGAACAGCCGGCCCAUGGGCGAGCAGAUGCCGGAGCCGGAGUCCGAGCACGGCUCAGAGCCAGACUUCCUACACAAUCCUCAGAUGCAGAUCUCUUGGUUAGGCCAGCCGAAGUUAGAAGACUUAAAUCGGAAGGACAGAACAGGAAUGAACUACAUGAAAGUGAGAACUGGAGUGAGGCAUGCCGUGCGGGGUCUGAUGGAGGAUGAUGCGGAACCCAUCUUUGAAGAUGUGAUGAUGUCAUCCCGGAGCCAGUUAGAAGAUAUGAAUGAAGAAUUUGAAGACACCAUGGUUAUUGAUCUGCCCCCUUCGAGAAAUCGGCGAGAGCGAGCUGAGCUGAGGCCGGACUUCUUUGACUCUGCAGCUAUCAUAGAAGAUGAUUCAGGAUUUGGAAUGCCGAUGUUCUGAAGUCUGAAGACAUUUUACAAAUCUGGAACUCUAUUAUUUAGAGCUAGAGGCCUAUAUACUGUGAUAGCUUGUAUGGGGGAAAAAAACACUUUUGAUGUGGUUGUAUUUGUUUUUUAAUCGAAUGAUUGCGGUCAGCCCCUUUUUGCAGUGACAGAGAAGAGGAGCAUGUACAUUACCCAAGGGAACGCUGGCGAUGAUGUCACCUCAGAAAGACUGGCCCGAAAAUCAUUUGUGUCCUCACAUUGGACUCACCCCAAAUACAGAUGAGUGUGUUUUUCUGGAGGGAGGAAAAAAAUUUUAAAUUUUUAAAAACAGCCGUCAAGAUAAACACUGUUAUACACCUGUUUUAUGAAAACUCGGCACUGAGUGAAAAAAAAAAAUAUUUUUAACUUUAUUUUCCUGUUGUACAAUUUAAAAACCGUUUUAACAUUUUGCCUUUUUAUGUUUUAAGAGCUAACCAUUUUUAUUAAAUUUCCGAGUAAGCGGCUCUUCCUAAGGCUGAGGCGUGUCCCGGCCGGAGCGCACUGGAUUCGGCCGGCCUCGUGGAGCACAGAAUGGGGAGCAGAAGGUUGGAAAAGCAGGAGGCUCUCCUGACACAGUGUAUCUAUCUGCCAAACCCGCAAACCCUCUGUGGAUACGGAUAGACUUCCCAGAUUUUAUAUACUCUUUAAUAAAAAGGUUUAUUUUUAUUUAUAAAGGGCACAGAGUAAGACAUGCCCUUGCAGCCAUUUUCCAGCAGAUGCUGUGCACCAUUCAUUUUCUAGAGAACAGGGAGUGUCAAAUACAGUACAUUUUCUAUUGGUAUUUGUUCUGUGCAUUUUUAGCAACUUCUACCAGCAAAUAAAGUAUUCUCAGUAAAACAAAUGGUUCUCAAGUUAUCGGUUUGCUGUUUCUACCACUCUCAUGCCCCGCCAAAUUCCUAUUACAAAGACUUCCAUUUUCUUAAGAGAAUCAUGAAGAAAUUCUAAUCACUUCGCCAUUUAAAAAUACUUUUAAGUGUAACAUAAAUGUGUCUACUUCCCAUGCACUUAAUACCCUUAUGCGCUAAUUUUGUGAAUUAAUUUUACCAAUUAAUAGAAGUCUGUGCUGCAUAGAAGUCUGUGCUUAGAGGGUGAAGUUUUCAAGCUUACCUUGAAAUACAGCUACAUCUCAGUGUUAAAUGUGCAUAUUAAGAAUAAUUCUUUUGGAGAAAGAAAUUAUGAAUCUUCAGGACAGUCUUUGAUGGUUUAGAGUUACAAUCUCUUUGGACUUUCAUGACCUGCUGCUAUUGUUGUUUAAAAAGCCCCAGUCAGCCCCUUCCUUUAACAUUUUUAAAGCAAGCCUCCGUUUCUAAACCGAUCCAUCCACAGCUGUUCUGGGCUGGUUUUUAAUGUAGCUGCCACAGAAUCAUGAGGCUUUCUCUUUACCAAAAAAUGAAAAGCGUUUUUAAAAAAUUCUGUAUGAUUAUCUUUUGUGAGGUAAAUCAGAAUUAAUUUUAUUCAUUCUUUAGUAAACAGACAAAAUUUUUCUCAACAUUUGUACAGUUCAGAAAAAACUUGGGUCACCAAAAAACCCACAAAACCCCCCAUUAAUCUGCUAAAUCAGCAGUUCCUGGGCUCCUACUGGGAGCCAGGGUGUCAAAUAACAGGCUUCACUGGAAGAGAAGGGUCAGGAGUGAUCAGACUGCCCCCACGCCAGCCCUGUCUAUGGCUCUGGCCAGGGACCUGGCACAUCCACAGACUAGUCUUGGGUGACAGUCUUGUGUGGAAAAGAAAUGCUCAUUUAGGAUUGCAGACACCAUACAACCAAGGAAGGCUUAAUAUCUACUCCAAUGAGUUUCCAGUUCAGUUUGAGUCAAACCAAUUUUUGUAUUUUCAGUGUCUCCUUGAUUGGUUUUGCUAGUAAUUCUGUAAAUUGUACAUUUGCAAUAUGAAGUUUUUUUUCCUUUUGUACAAUUUGAAACUGAUGCUUCACCUUUCCUUUAAUAAACUGUUCAAAA
Elephantulus edwardii (Cape elephant shrew) is the source of this 5837-nucleotide messenger RNA. RefSeq names its product stromal antigen 1 (gene STAG1). Gene Ontology annotation, molecular function: chromatin binding. The transcript is spliced from 33 exons. NCBI's taxonomy places the organism in Eukaryota, Metazoa, Chordata, Mammalia, Macroscelidea, Macroscelididae. Gene Ontology annotation, cellular component: nucleus; cohesin complex; chromatin. The coding region runs from base 83 to 3859 and encodes 1258 amino acids. Gene Ontology annotation, biological process: sister chromatid cohesion. The record is from RefSeq and is a predicted model, not a curated record.